UUUUAAUAUUUUAGAUUUAAAAAAAAAUCAACCAUAUAGUUGUUUAGGCAUGGUUUUAAGAAAACCAAAAAGAAAUUUAGUGUUUUAAAAAAUGAAUAUAGCAGAUUUUCCAGAUAUUUUGAAGGAUGCUUGCCUCAAUAAUGAUGUUGAUAAAUUGUCCCAAUGCAUAUUAAUUGACAAAGUGUUAACAAUAAAACUUCUGAAGGGAGAUGAUUUUUACAAGGUUAAAAAUAUGUUUGGUCUUGAACCCAUUCCUAAUAGCUACAUGUAUAUUGCUUGUGAACAUAAUAGCUUUGAGAUCGUCAAGCAGUUGCUUUUACAUGGUGUUUGUGAUGUCAGUUCACCAUCAAUAAAAAAUAAAUCGCCUAUACUUGUUGCUUGUGAAAAAGGAAGUUUAGAGUGUCUUAAGGAAAUGGUAUCAUUUGGAAUUUCUCUUCAUCCAUCAAAUACAGUAACAAAAGACUCAUGUAUUUAUGUUGCAACAUUUUUUGGUCAAACAUGUGUAGUUGAGUAUAUAGUGAACUCAAAUCAUGAUAUAUUAGAAAAGGUUUUUGAAGGUGGAUUAGGACAAAGCCCUGAUAUAAGCUAUGCUGACAUUUGGGUAGGAUUAUCAAGUGUUGCGAAAACAGAAAAGAAGAUUAAAUCAGGUAGUCUUCUACUUUAUAUUGCAUGCCUAUUGAAGCAUUUUGAUAUUGUUAAGUUUUUGUUAGCACAAGGUGUUAAUGCAAAUGAACAACUACUGUCAACAAAAAGUUUUUAUUCAAGCAUGUAUGUACCUCUUGCUGUGGCUUGUAAAAAUAAUGAUCUGAAGAUUGCAGAAAUCUUAUUUGAAAAUGGAGCUGAAAUUACUUCUUCAAUUGCUAAUCAAUAUCCUGAUACUACAGCUUUAUUAUUGCAAAGUCAUGUUAAAAUAUCAUCUGAGUGUGAUAAUAGUGAAGGUAAUUUUAAUUUUAUAAACACAAGUUCAGAGUGCUAUUCAUUAUGCUGGAGUAAUCUUCGACUGCAUAAGCUUCAUAGACACUGGCUUUCAAAUAAUUCAGAAAAUAUAUAUAUGCUUGACUUGCAUGAUAAUUCUAUUGAAGAUAUUCCAUUUGAUUUUUUUAUCUUGCUGCCCAAUAUUAAAGAAGUAGAUUUGUCUUGUAAUUUACUAAGAAAAUUUCCUGAUCAAAAUGCAAACCUUUCUAAAAUUAUAAAGGUGGUUGCACGUAAAAAUAAGCUAAAGAUAUUGCCACUUUCAUUGUUUAACAAUCCAAAUAUUACUCAUAUUGAUUUCUCAGCUAAUGAAAUUAUUAAUUUGCCAACACACCCUGAAAAGUUAUGGGAAUGUACUAUGUUAAAAUAUUUGAGGUUAUCUAACAAUAAAAUUAUUUCUAUUCCAUCAUCGAUUUCUGGAGCUAAUAGUUUAGAAAAACUGUAUCUCAAUGAUAACUUAAUUCAGAGUUUUGAAUGUUCUUGGAAAUGCCCUCUGAGUGAACUAGAUCUUUCAAACAACCAACUUGUAGAGUUUUGCCCAUCUUUUCAAAUACAAUGGUCUGAUACUCUUAUCAAAUUGAAUCUUUCCAAAAACCAAAUAGAAUCCAUUUCAUCUAGUAUAUGCCAUCUUCAAAAUCUUCAUUAUCUUGAUUUAAGUUUUAACACUCUAAGAGUUCUGCCACCACCAGAUUUAUGGAAAUGUGAAUCCUUAUGCAAGCUUAAUCUUUCCCAUAACUUGUUAUCUGCAUCUACUCAUACCGAUGGUUUUGUUGGUGUUGAUAUGAACAAACUUGUAGAAGCCAUGGGGGCUAACAGUAAUUUGUCUGUUAUUACUUCUUGCGAGUUUCCAGUAGAAAUAUUUUCAGAAAAUCUUACCAAUUUAGAUUUGAGUUAUAAUUUGUUAGAAAACAUUCCUGAAUCUUUAUAUUUUCUUAUAAAUAUACAAGAGUUGAAUCUUAGCAACAAUCCUUGCCUUACUGUUCUUCCUGCUGAGCUAAGUCUGUUGAAAAAUGUAUGGAACUUGAGACUCUCUGGCCUCAAUAUACCAGAUCUUCCUUUUGAGCUUAAUGAUAAAAAUCUAGCAAAGCAAGUUAUGCCUUACUUAUGUGCCAAACUUCGAAAGUCCGUUUCUUUUAACAGAAUGAAAUUAAUGGUUGUUGGUUUGCAGGCACGAGGAAAAACAACAUUGGUUGCAACACUUCAAGGAAAGAAACCUCCUCCAAACAUUUCAACAGUUGGAAUAUCAGUUGAACAGUGGAGUCUUGCUUUGCCACAAAGACUUUCUAUUAGUUUCUGGAGAGACACAUCAAACAAUGAAGAGAUUAAGUUUAGUUGUUGGGAUUUAGCAGGUCAGCAUGUUUAUUAUGCAACACAUCAGUGCUUUUUGACUUCAAAUACUCUCUACUUGAUUGUUUUUAAUGUAACGCAUGGUCGAGAAGGGGUAGACUCGCUUGCACCAUGGUUGUUAAAUAUACAGUCUAGAGCUCCACUGUCACGUGUUAUAAUUGUUGGUACACACAUUGAUUGUCUACCUGUUGAAAGUAAAGCAUCAACUCUUUCAAGGUUGAAAGAUGAAAUACUUAUGAAAUACGAUAAGAAAGGAUUUCCUCUUAUUGCUAACUGUAAUUUUGUCUCUAAUAUCACAAGUGAAGGUCUUGUUGAUCUUAGAAUUGAAAUAUAUAACGUUGCUAAACUGAUCAAUGAAUCUAGUAGUCAUGGGCUAUCCAGAAAAAAGGCUCCUUUAAGUUAUAUUCAAUUAUAUGACCGCAUACUAAAAGAAAAUGAAGCUAGGAAGGAAAAACUCCUACCACCAAUUCUUAAUACUGAUGAAAUGUUACAGCUUGCUCAACAAAAUCCUGACAAUGAUAUUUAUACUGUGGAGGAGUUAGUGACAGCUUCAAAAUUUCUUCAUGAAAAUGGAAUUUUAUUGCACUUUAAUGAUCACAUGCGUGAACUGAACACAUUAUAUUUUAUUGAUCCAUCAUGGCUUUGUGAAAUGCUUUCACUUGUAGUAACUGUGAGAGAGCGUAAUCCAUUUGUUUUAGAUGGAUAUAUAAAAAAAACAGAUUUGUUAUUAGUACUCAGAAAUCCUCGUUUACCAGAAAAAUUUAUUCCUCAGUAUUUACGCUUACUUGAAAGAUUUGAAAUUGUGUUACAAUUGGAUGAUGAGAGAUUUUUGAUUCCUUCAAUGCUUCCAAUUAAAAAACCUGAUGAUGUUGAUUGCAUUUUGCAAUUUAGUUAUGAAAAUAUUAAAAGAAAUUAUUUCAUGCACUACAUACCACCUGGAUUUUGGAGCCGACUUAUUGCACGAACUAUUAUUGCUCUUACGAGGUGGGGAACAGGUUUAAGUGCUGAAGUAAACGAAGAAGAUUACAAGACAAUAUUUUGGAGAGAAGGAAUUCUUGUUUUAUUCAACAAUUGUUAUUUCCUUGUUGAAAGUUUUGUUGAAAAUUUAGACAAUGUUGAUCAAGUUGAAAAAGGUAUUGCAAUUACUGUUGCAUCACAACAACGCAAUUAUUCUGCUAUGGCAUUUAUUGUUGAUCAUUUAGAUGCGUUAAUAACAGAGUGGUAUCCAGGGCUUGAAGAUGUUGAUGAAUUUGGUGAUUCACUUGUCAGCAAAUUGAUUCCUUGUCCUAUAUGUGUUUCCAAGCUUGAAAACAAUUCUCUUCAUAAAAAGUAUUCUUUUACUUUAAAUGUUUGUGCAUUAGCUGCAGUAAAUCAUCAACACAUCUUGUGUGCUAGACAUCCAGAUGUUUCUGUUCCUUUGAAUUUACUUGUACCUGAUUUGUUGUUAACUGAUUUACCUUCUGAGUUUGUAAUUUCUUCAAACAAUUUGGAUUUUAACACAGCUGAAAGUAAUCGAUUAGGUGAAGGGGGUUCAGGUGGUGUUUAUUUAGGUAGAUACAAGGACAAACAAGUUGCAAUCAAACAGUUUCAUUCUGCUACUACCUCCAGAAAAUUGACUAUAACAUCAGAAGAUGUAGAAACAAGUUCUAUGUAUAUACCAGAGACAGAAUCUUCUUUAAAAAUGCAAAUUGAAGAUACAAAAGUCCUGAAAGGAUUCUCGGAACUCAGACAAGAGGUUGCUAUACUGUGUCGCCUUAAACAUCCAAAUAUUGUGAAUUUUAUUGGAGUAUGUUAUAGACCAUUUUGCUUUCUGCUAGAACUUGCUCCAUUGGGAAGUCUACACUCUACUCUUGUUAAAACUAAAAAUGAUAAAGAUCAUUCAUCUAUGGUUGGUCCACUGUUAGGAGAGCUUCUCACUCUUAAAAUUGCUUUACAGGUUGCUAGGGCUUUGAAUUACCUGCAUGACUCCGAAAUUGUUUAUAGAGAUUUGAAGUCUGACAAUAUUCUUUUGUGGUCAUUAAAUGAAAAUGAUUGCAUUAAUGUAAAGUUGUCUGAUUAUGGUAUUUCAACAUUUGCUACUCCUCAAGGAGUUAUUGGUGAAGGGGGAACGCCUGGGUUUCAGGCUCCUGAAGUUAAAACUGGUUGCUCAUAUGAUGAAAAGGUCGACAUGUUUUCUUAUGGUAUUUGGUUAUAUGAACUUGUGUCAGGUAAUCGACCUUAUAAAGAAUAUCGAUCUCCUUCUGAAAUGAAGCGAGCUGUACAGAGAGGUGUUAGACCAAGUUUAUACAAAGAUAAGAUUGAUUUAAAGAUGCCUUAUAUUGAAGAACUUAUGAAGGAUUGUUGGCAAGAAAAACCUAAUCAGAGACCUUCUGCUUAUGAAGUAGUAAGCCGGUUACAGAACAUAUCAACAUAUCUUUUAAAACAUAUAUUGGAAGAUACAAAUUGUUUAAAUAAAAUUACAUGUGUUAGUAAAUGGUUACCAGAAAAUUGUUGUGAAUUGAAAAAUCAACCUUUGCUAUUGUUAUGGUGUCAAGAAAAUAGCAAUAGAAUAUGUAUCGUGGUUGACAUUGAGAAUAAACUUGUUGUCAAAAAAGUAGCUUGUGCUGGUCCUCGUGUUUUAUGUUUGUUGCAAGUUGAAAAGUUUAUUUGGUUGGGAACUGAGGGUGAACAAAUAGAAGUGUUUGGGCCAAUAGGAUCAACAGAAGAGCGCAUUUUAUGGAGUAUACCUCUAAAAGAUCAUGUUAUGAGUAUGAUUUUAUACCAACAUCAGAAGCACAUAAAAGUUCUAGCAUCUCUUGCAAAUGGUACUCUUGCAGUGUUUAGAAGACUACAGACUUAUUUACAUGAGAAAUUAUCAAAAUUUAGUCGAAAAGCAGAUAUAGUUGAUUUUGAGAAAAGAAAAUGGUCAGAUGUUAAUUUGAUUGACUUAGAGACAAAGCUACCUGCAAAAUGUAUGGUGCUCACUCAAUUUAAUACUGAAUUAUGGGUAGGCUCAGGUAAUAAGAUAGUAGUUGUUGAUCCUUUGUCUUUGAAAAUAAUUGAAUGCAUAGAAGCACUACGAACACGUCACUCUUUAAUCACUGCUAUGGUUACAGAUGAAAGUAAUGUAUGGAUUACUUAUCGACGUUCAUCUAUUGUUACUCAAUGGUGUGUAAACACACGUUGUUUACUGUAUUCAUUUCAAUGUAAUAGUUUGAAUCCUCUUUCUCAAAUGCUUUUUACUAAAUCAGCACCACAUAUUGAAAAACAAGAAACAAGUUUAUUAUCUCCUGAAUCUCCCGAAUCUUCCGAAUCCUUACCUCCUGAUUUUAAGACCAAAGUUAGUUUUUUUAAAACAAUAUCAAAUAAUUCAGAUAUAGAAAAUGAUGCUGAUGGUUUUUUAGUUUCUUGCGAUAGUUUUACAUUUAACAAUGUUCAAGAAUUGUCUGAAUCAUCUGUAAUAAAAAAUUUGUGUGACGUAGAAGAAUCCUUACCUGAAUCAUCUUUAAUAAAAAAAUUUAAGCAUAGCCAGGGUUUAAUCUUUAAAACAUUUAAAAAUAAUUCAAUUAAAAAAAAAAUCAUAAACACAGUUGAUGUUGAUGAUUCUAGUAUUUUGCGUCCAAGAACAUCAGCUUUGUCAAAGAAAACAAAUAAUGAAAAUUGUUAUGUUACUUGUUUAUAUUAUAAUGGAAAUGCAUUAUGGAUAGGUCGGUCACUUGGAGAUAUUAUAAUUUUAAAUACUAAAAUAAAUAAUGAAAAAUUUGGCUGUGUGAUUGCUCACCUUGAUAAAAUGUAUGAUAAACAGUUGAACAAAAGCAUACGGUCAACUAUUGCUUUUGCGCCAUUGAAAGAGUAUAAUUGCUUAGUAUCUGUUAUCCGAAUAGAAGAUAAUGUUUUAGAAAAGUGUCAACUUUAUCAUUAUAAAGCUAUGAACAUAGAUGAACUUUUUGAUGUUGAGAACAAACUUUUUAGAGAAUUUAGUUUAUGAUACAAAUAUUUUUAAUAGAUUUUUAUAAAACAAUUUUUUUUGAAUUAUGUGUUUAAAAUUAUUUU
Molecule: messenger RNA, 6351 nt
Organism: Hydra vulgaris (swiftwater hydra)
Lineage: Eukaryota; Metazoa; Cnidaria; Hydrozoa; Anthoathecata; Hydridae
Product: leucine-rich repeat serine/threonine-protein kinase 1
Biological process (GO): protein phosphorylation
Molecular function (GO): protein kinase activity; ATP binding; protein binding
Source: RefSeq, a predicted model, not a curated record